Molecule: messenger RNA, 2483 nt
Organism: Andrographis paniculata
Lineage: Eukaryota; Viridiplantae; Streptophyta; Magnoliopsida; Lamiales; Acanthaceae
Exons: 6
Coding region: 300-1142 (280 amino acids)
Molecular function (GO): S-adenosylmethionine-dependent methyltransferase activity
Source: RefSeq, a predicted model, not a curated record
GGCUAUCCCCUUUUCCAUCAAAUCAAAUCCCAGACAACACAACACAAGCCUCCAACCCCAUCCCUCAUCCCACCGAUAUCCGCCGCCGACCGACUGACGGGGAAAUUCACCGGCACGGCUUCCUCUCUCGCAGCGACGGCGAUGAUUAAGCCACUCCGUACUCUCGACAACUGACCUUAUAGAGCCACCCAUUGCAGUUACCGCCGUUGUUAAUACGCAAGAAGCAAACUCCAAUUGGCUCGGCGCCGGAGGGAUUGGGGACUAUUCGAUAUUCUCGAGGCUAAAGAAGGGGGGCGGAGAUGACAACGCACUCGUUCAGGUUGAUUCUGUCGCCCCUUCCUCAAUUGGAUGCUUUCAAGCUCUCGGCCGGCGUGGAAGCCGCCGCUGGGGGUGGCUUCAGCCAUUUCCAUUCCCUCUCGCUUCAUUCUAGGGGUAUCGGCAAACGGUUUGCUUCAUCGUUAUGCCCUUCUCUGCGUAAACAGAAGUGGCUCUGUGGAUGUGAAAAAGGAAACCGAAGUAGCGAGAAUCUAGGAGAUGGAAAUGAAAAUGGAAUCCAGAUGUUUGGAUCUGAUGAAGACGUGCCGGCUCAAGUUCCGACUCAAGCACAAACGCUAGUUGAGGGGUCUGGAGCAGUUUUGGCAUCUGAGUAUAAACCUGCACCUGAUGUCGAUUACCUACAGGAGUUGCUAGCAAUUCAACAACAAGGUCCUAGAGCAAUUGGCUUUUUCGGGACACGAAACAUGGGAUUCAUGCACCAGGAACUUAUUGAGAUCCUGAGCUAUGCACUGGUUAUAACGAAAAACCACAUUUUUACCUCCGGAGCAGCGGGAACUAAUGCUGCUGUUAUUAGAGGAGCUCUUCGCGCUGAAAAGCCUGAGCUGCUCACUGUGAUAUUGCCGCAAAGUUUGAAAAAACAGCCCCCUGAAAGUCAAGAACUACUUUCUAAAGUGAAAAAUGUGAUCGAGAAGCCCCAGAACGAUCAUCUUCCAUUGAUCGAAGCCAGCAGGCUGUGCAAUAUGAGCAUCAUUUCCCAGGUGCAGCAAGUGAUCUGCUUCGCGUUCCAUGACAGCCGGCUGCUGAUGGAGACGUGCCAGGAAGCGAAGAACAUGCGGAAAAUCGUGACGCUGUUCUACCUGGAUUGAAUGUUUGAAGCUAAAAAUCUCACUCACCGGCUGACUUCACUGCUCAGGUUUGAUUUCUUCGUCAUCUUCUUCUUCUUCUUCCUAAUUAUUUGAUAUAUUAAUCAUAUUCAUAGCUGGAAAGAGCUUUGCAAAAACACACACACACAGCUGCUUGCCUUUCCAGACUCAUGAUUCAUCUUUAUGGUUUUCUCCAUCCUCUCUCACUCAAUUUAUUUUUAUUUUCAAGAAUACACAUGCAUCUAUCUAUAUAUAUAUAUUAAAUGUAUAGUAUUUUGCUAUUUAUUUUGAUGGUUUUAUGUCUGGGAUUUGCCACUAGGUCAUGCUUUGGGAUGCAAUCUAAUACUUCCUCCGUCCCACUUUUCAUGUCUACUUUUCUAUUUUCGUCUGUCCUACUUAUUUUGUCACUUUUCUUUUUUGGAAAAGAAUUAUAUAUUUUAAUCUUAUUUUAAAAAAUCUAAUUUAUAAUUUUUUUAAUUUUAAUUAUACUAAAUAGUUAUUUUAAUCUUAAUUUAUAAUUAUUUUUAUUAUACGAUAAUUAUUUUUACUAAUACAUUUUUAAUUAUUUACUAAUUAUACUUCUCAUAAAUUUCCGUGUCUACUAAAGUUAAUAAAAUAUUCGGGCCGGAGGGAGUAUUACAAACUAAAAAGUCAGGUUCUGUGUGGACUAGAGUUUUGAAAGUUUUGGAAAAUUUUGAAAAGAAUAUAUUAAUGUGAAUUGUUUCGUGAGAUUGAAAUAAUAUGAAGUGAGAUGUUUAAUGAUAUAGGUAAAUAGGGUCUUGUUAAGUCAAAAAUAAUAUAAAAAUAAAAAAUCAUAUUGUUGGCCAGAAGAAUAUUGUCCAAUUAAAUACUCCUCGUCGGGAAUUUAGGUAAAGUAUAAUUAGUAAGUAAUUAAGAAGUGUAUUAGUAAAAAUAAUUAUUAUUUAGUAAAAAUAAUUAUAGAUUAAGAUAAGUAAAUAUUUUAAUUAAAAUUAAGAAAAUUAUAAAAUUUAAAAUGCGAUUAAAGUGCAUAAUUAUAUUUUUAAAAAUAGAAAUGACAAGUUAUGUGGGACGAACGAAAAUAGAAAAUAGGGACAAAUUAUGUGAGACGUAUGUGAGACGGAUGGAGUAAUUUUGUUGAGAAAGAGAAUUGUUUUCUUGACUAUGGUUCUUUGGAUUUAAUUAAAUGCAACUUACGUUGUGCAUAUAAUAGUUUCUUUUUUCGGUUUUUACAUAGUUUUUAAUGAUUUGUACUUCCUUUGUUAUUCAGUUUUGUGCUUAUUUGAUCGAACAUAAAUUAAAAAAAUAAUAAUAAUUAAAAAAAAUAAAAAUAGAAAACUUUUACAAAAAAAAAAAAAGAAUAAA